Messenger RNA from Phycomyces blakesleeanus NRRL 1555(-), 646 nucleotides. RefSeq lists its product as hypothetical. The record is from RefSeq and is a predicted model, not a curated record. The coding region runs from base 15 to 464 and encodes 149 amino acids. Lineage: Eukaryota; Fungi; Mucoromycota; Mucoromycetes; Mucorales; Phycomycetaceae. Gene Ontology annotation, molecular function: structural constituent of ribosome. Gene Ontology annotation, cellular component: mitochondrial large ribosomal subunit. The transcript has a single exon.
GUCCAUUAAUCACCAUGUUCUCCCGCUCAUUCGGUCUCGUAAGACCAUUCGUCAGCGCACGCACCUAUGCCACCAAAAGUAAAACCACCAACCUCAAAAUGACUUCUCGUCUGCCCAUUCAAGAAUGUCAAUUGGCUGAUGGCAGUUUGUUUGUGACCCGUCAACCUCCUGUCUCACCUGCUGUCCAGAGCACCGCCCCUGUAUUAAAGAAGGCUGCUACGGAAACAAAGGUUCUUUCAGAGAGUGAGAAAGAGGAAAUGCGCCAAUUGAGAGCACAGGAUCCCGCACGGUGGACACGGAAACGUUUGGCAGAGAAAUUUGGAUGUUCUGAAAUUUUUGUCGGUAUCAAUGCACCAACCACCGUCAAGCGUGCUGUCGCAGCCGAGCAAGAACCUACAAAAGAAUACGGUUACAGACGCCAGUUGAUCAAAAAGAACAGAGAGAGAAGAAAGGAGUUGUGGUAGAUUUAGUCCUCCGAGAGAGAUAAAGAGAGGGGGAUUGUUUGUCAAAAAAAAGAAACAUACAUACAUAAAGAAAAAAUAAUUACAGAAAGAAGACAUCUUCCCUUAUUAUUUCUAUUUGAAGAGAUGCAGGAUCCAAAAGAAAUGACCUUCCGAACAUCUUUAACAGUUUGAUAUAUAAAUGU